Messenger RNA from Triticum turgidum subsp. durum (durum wheat), 1116 nucleotides. Lineage: Eukaryota; Viridiplantae; Streptophyta; Magnoliopsida; Poales; Poaceae. The record is from the annotation of a GenBank genome assembly.
AUGCCUCAAGCUGGCAGUGAUAGCAGGCCAACAUAUUUGCCUAUGGAGGUUUGCAACAUACUUGGAGGACAACGCUAUUCGAGAAAGCUAAAUGAGCGUCAAGUCACAAACAUAUUGAGGUUGGCAUGUGAGCGGCCAGAUAAAAGGGAGGGUAGUAUCGUGGAGGUUAUUAAUAGAAACAACUAUGGCAUUGAUGAUAAUGCAAAAGAAUUUGGAAUUAAGGUGAUGAACCAACUAGCAUUGGUCGAUGCUCGUGUGCUGCCUCCUCCAAGGCUUAAAUACCAUCAGUCUGGACGAGAACAAAUAUGCAAUCCGUCGGUAGGACAGUGGAACAUGAAUAACAAGAGAAUGAUAAAUGGAGGGUCCAUCAGGCACUGGGCCUGUGUUUCAUUUGGCUCUCGGUUGCAAUGGAAUGAUGUUAGCGUGUUCUGCAACUAUUUGGUUGGCACGUGCAAUAACAUGGGCAUGCAAGUAAGUGAGACACCGUGUGUGGACAUUGUUCAGGCACGCCAGGGUAACUUAGAAGCUGUAAAAAAUAUAUAUAGACAAUCUGCCCAAGUACUUGCUCAGCAAGGUUUGGAAGGACAAAACCUUGAGUUACUAUUUGUAGUAUUACCUGAUGGACCUAAUGCAAGUGAUUGUUAUGGAAGAGUAAAGCGGCUUUGUGAAAUUGUGCUUGGUUUAAUAACUCAGUGCUGUUUACCUAAGCAUGUUCAGAGAGCUGGCACACAGUAUCUACAAAAUAUGGCCCUUAAGAUCAAUGUUAAGGUUGGUGGUCGGAACACCGUACUGGAAAAUGCAUUGCUUCGGGGGAUACCUCUGUUGACAGAUAAGCCUACAAUUAUAUUUGGAGCAGAUGUGACCCACCCAUCUCCUGGGGAGGAUAUGUCUCCAUCUAUUGCAGCGGUUGUUGCGUCGAUGGAUUGGCCUGAAGUGUCUAAGUACACAUGCUUGGUGUCUUCACAAGGUCAUAGGGAAGAAAUCAUAGCUGACCUUUUCACAGAAGUGAAAGAUCCACAGAAGGGGGUUAUAUAUGGUGGAAUGAUAAGAGAGUUGCUUUUGUCCUUCUAUAAAGCAAACAAGUCUUGCAAACCUGGAAGGAUAAUAUUUUAUUGA